Molecule: messenger RNA, 2721 nt
Organism: Dermacentor albipictus
Lineage: Eukaryota; Metazoa; Arthropoda; Arachnida; Ixodida; Ixodidae
Product: involucrin-like
Source: RefSeq, a predicted model, not a curated record
CACGACUGACGUCGCUGGUGUGCUCGGUGAAGCGAGGGGCACGGGCCGUUUUAUACCUGGCGCUAACGGCGGUCUCAAUCGGCUUAGCACGGAAUUCGCCCCUCUGGCCUUCGGAGUGGCGACUGCAUAGGACGCAAAGCUGCCGCUGCGCCAGUGAGCUGGGCCGAAACAGGUAGGCUUUGCUGGCAUAGCGGAGAGCCGUCGCAGUGCUGCCGCUGCUGAAGACCUCGCACACGAAGCUCGAGCAUCGUGAGGCGCGCCUAAAUUUAGUCCCGGGGGCUGCCAUUCGGUUCGCACUUCGCCGACAUUCGUCUUGUGGCAGCGAGGAACUGGCGUCAUGCAGGGUCGCAGAUCAUCCCGCGCACUGCGCGUCGUGCGACUGCAAGAAUGUCCGUCCGAGGACGUUGUUCCUGUGAAAGACGGUAGGGGACAAUCGCGGGUGUUGCGCGUCAUCCCUCCGAGCUCAAGGCCUUCGUCUCGGCAACUUAUACGCGUCAUCGAAGAUUCGCCGUCUGAGUCAUCCGGGCACGCCGUGCGCAUCGUGCAGAAGAGGGCUUCGAAGCCCGCCUCGCAGGUGCUUGCCUGUGCUUCCGGCGGGAACGCGGAGCGGUCGUCGUCCUCCGAGACAGAGCGGCCGACCGUCCAUAUCUACCGACGGCAGUCCGAGCCUGCACCCCAUGUUAGUGUGAUCACCGAGGGAGAAGUUUCCACAAGUGAGGAAGAAAAACGCGUGUACCUGGUCAAGAGAGCCGAGUCCGACACCGAUACGCAGAUAAGAAUCACCGGAGAAGAGAAGCAGUUGGCUACUCAGGCCGUCAUCGUGCACCGAGAUUCACCGCCACCAGUGAAGCUGAAGGUAUUCAAGGACGCCGGGUCUCCACAACAGACUUUCCACGUGCACCAAAAAGAACCCCCGCCUCCGCCCAGACUGAGAAUCAUCAAGGAGCCUCCCGAUCCCCCCAAGACUUUCCAUGUUCAUCAGAAAGAACCUCCAGAGCCAGCUCAGCUGCACCUUAUCCGGGAGCCCGCAGAACCUCCGCAAACCUUCCACGUUCACCAAAAGGAGCCUUCGGCGCCUCCGCAGCUGCACGUUAUAAAAGAACCACCGGGACCGCCUCAGACGUUCCAUAUCCACCAAAAGGAACCGGCCGACCCUCCGCAGCUCCACCUGAUUCGUGAACCUGCGGGGCCAGCACAGACGUUUCAUAUCCACCAGAAGGAUCCUGCGCCCCCGCCACAAAUCCACGUCAUCAAACAGCCGUGUGCUCCGCCGAUGCCCGUGCACAUAAUACAGAGGGAGCCAGCGCCACCCCCCGAGAUCCACAUCAUCAAGCAACCUGCACCACCGCCCCAGACGUUCCACGUAAUUCAGAAGGAGCCAGCCCCUCCUCCGCAACUGCACAUCGUCAAGCAGGCCGCGCCGGUGCCGCCCCCUGUACACGUCGUGCAAAAGGAACCCGCUCCACCGCCGCAGUUGCACCUCGUCAAGGAACCACCUCCGCCAGCGCAAACAUUCCACGUGCGUCAGAAAGAACCAGCUCCGCCCGCUCAGCUGCACGUCAUCAAGGAGCCCGCAGGGCCUCCUCAGACCUUCCACGUGCACCAAAAAGAGCCUGCGCCUCCUCCUGAACUGCACCUCAUCAAGGAGCCCGCAGGGCCUCCUCAGACCUUCCACGUGCACCAAAAAGAGCCCGCGCCUCCUCCUGAACUGCACCUCAUCAAGGAACCCGCUGGACCCCCUCAGACGUUUCACGUACGCCAACAAGAACCGACGCCGCCUCCCGAACUGCAUGUCAUCAAAGAACCUGCGCCUCCGCCGCAAACAGUCCACGUGCAUCAGCAAGAGCCCGCACCUCCUCCCACUGUUCAGGUUAUCAAGGAACCAGCCCCGCCACCUCAGACCAUCCACGUGCACGAGAAGGAACCAGCACCACCUCCUGAGGUGCACGUCAUCAAGGAACCAAAUUCAGUCCAACAGACAAUUCACGUGCACGAGCAAGAAGCUCCGCCAACCGAAGUGCACGUCAUCAAGGAAGCGGCUCCAGCAACUCAAACAAUUCUCGUGCACCAGAUGGAGUCGGCAGCUGCACCUCAAUUGCGCUCUGUCAAGUCGCUGCGAUUGCCCAUCGAAACUGUCAGCGGGCACCAGGAGGACGGGCGAGACUCCCCGCUGACCAUUCAGCAGGAAAGGCGCAGCUGCGUACGCACCAUUGAGUUGCGCCAGCCGGAGGAACGGCAGUCCCCGGCCCAUUUGCGCGUCCUCCGAAGCACGCCGCAGUCGCCGACACAGUUGGUGCGCCUUCGUCGCGUCCAGUCGUCGUCGUCAUCGAGCUCCCUCUGCGAGGUAGACGCCAGAGGAGCGGCCACCAGAAUUUUCCGAUACCCACGGCGACCCAGCAUGCGAGCCGCCGAGGUACGGCUCGUCAGGGCGGACGACAACGACGCGGUGGUGUACCUGCGAAAUGGCGCCGAGCAGCAGUCGUCGGCCAGAGAUGUGCGCGUGCUGACCGGCGGUGGCGACGACGAAGACGAGGAUGAGGCACAGGUGCACACCAUACGGCUCAUCAGGGAGCCAGCGCGCCCUUCCAGCCGCACCAUACGGGUCAUCGACGCCCGCCCGCAGAGUCCCACUGGGAUGUCUCGCACAGGGCGGUCCCGGUCCAUGCCACGCGUUAGGAGGCGUUAGAGAGCGCGGAGGAGUAAAAAAUUAUUCCACCUGUG